AUGGAACAGCAAUUAAUACAAAGCAUAGAUCAGAAUCCAAAUAAUGGUGUUGAUUAUUAUAAUUUGGCUCUGAUUAUUUCAGAUGAAAAUCGAUCGUCAGCCAUUCUUUUAUCAGGUGAAUCAAUGACAAUACAACAACUAUACUUGAAAGCAAUAGAGUGUGACUCAUCACAUUCAGAAUCAUACCAUAAACUUGGAUUCCUAAUGACAAACAAAGAUAAAAUUAUCACAUUGAAUAAUGGACAAACAAUGACCGAACAACAAUUAUACAUGAAAGCAAUAGAGUGUAAUCCAAAUAGAUAUGAGUCAUACUAUAAUCUAGCGACAGCAAUUGAAGGUGACGAUACAAUUACACUGAACAAUGGACAAUCAAUGACAGAUCGACAACUAUUCUUGAAAGUAAUAGAGUGCGAACCAUACCAUUCAGAUUCCUAUCAUAAUCUUGCUACUAUUCUAUUGAAGAGUGACGAUACAAUCACACUGAAUAACGGACAAACAAUGACACAACGACAACUAUACUUUAAAGCAAUAGAGUGUAAUCCUUAUAAUACAGAGUCAUAUUAUAAUCUUGCUAGGACUCUUGUUCAAGGUGAGAUGAUCACACUGAAUAAUGGGCAGACAAUGACCGAACAACAACUAUACAUGAAAGCAAUAGAGUGCGAUCCAAACGAUACAUUCUCCUAUAUUAGUCUAUCAAGCUUAUUAUCACCAUAUGAAACAAUCAUUCUUCACGAUGGUCAGGUGAUGACAAGGAUACAAUUAUUGGUGAGAGCAAUAGAUUGUGAUCCAAACUACCCACUUACAUAUUCGUUACUUGCAAACUCAUUACCUGGAACAAUCCAUACAGCAAUAACACUUUUAGAUGGUCAGCUAAUGAGUCAUAAACAACUCUAUUUAAAAUCUUUAGCUCUAGAUCAAACAUACUAUGAUGCACAUGUUAAUCUUGCAAAUUUACUCGAACCAACUGAAUCAAUAGUCUUGCCAUCUGGUGACACAUUGACAAAGAAGCAAUUAUACCAAAGGGCAAUUCAACUUAAACCAAACUUCCAUCAUUCAUUCAUAGGUUUAGCGUUGUGUAUGAACUCAAAUGAAACAAUCACUCUUCAUAAUGGUGAGCAAAUGUCAAGGAGACAACUACUUCAAAAAGCAAGAAACCAAUCAGACCAAUAA
Messenger RNA from Heterostelium album PN500, 1170 nucleotides. RefSeq lists its product as uncharacterized. The coding region runs from base 1 to 1170 and encodes 389 amino acids. NCBI's taxonomy places the organism in Eukaryota, Evosea, Eumycetozoa, Acytosteliales, Acytosteliaceae. Gene Ontology annotation, molecular function: protein binding; mannosyltransferase activity. The record is from RefSeq and is a predicted model, not a curated record. Gene Ontology annotation, cellular component: endoplasmic reticulum. The transcript has 2 exons. Gene Ontology annotation, biological process: protein O-linked glycosylation via mannose.